UCGGUUUUAUUCAACAGUGUCUAUUUUUUUUUAUAAAUAUCAAAUAUUUAUCGCGUAUUUUUUUUAAACCGUGAAAAUUUUUUUUUUAAAUAUUUAAAAAUAUUUAAGUGAUUUUGUGUUUUCCCGCCAUUUUCAUAAAGUUUAAAAAUUUUCUAAUGGUCUAGUGUCUGUAAAAAUAAAAUAAAAUUUUGUUUUUUAUUUACUUUUUUUUAGUAUUAAUACACGUGUCACGUGAAGUUUAACGGAAGUGUGGGUCCUGCGGGGCCCAUUCAGGAUUUUAUUUUAAAAUUUAUAUUUCACGGACCAACUUACAAAAUACAAAUACGAAUGGUGAACGACGUGAUGAGUGAGUACGAGCGAAUCAAGCGGGCGUGCUUGAAACGCGGUGAACUGUGGGAGGAUCCUGAAUUUCCGGCAACUCAGGCGUCAGUUUUCUAUCAUCAAACACCGCCAUUUCAAUUUCAAUGGAAAAGACCAAAGGAACUGUGCAAUCGCCCAAUUUUCGUCAGCGAUACGCCCACGCAGUUUGAUGUAAUACCUGGCAAAAUGGGUAAAUGUGACAAAUGGCUCGUCUCAUGUUUAGGAGUACUACACCUCAGUAAAGGUUUAUUUUACCGAGUAGUACCAGCGGAUCAAGGAUUUGGUAACUCUGGUGAAGCAUCUGGAUCACCGACAACGGAGUAUGCGGGCGUCUUCCGUUUCCGUUUAUGGUGGUGUGGUGCAUGGGUUGAAGUACUGGUUGACGAUCGUCUACCAGCAGUUCAUGGUCGUCUUGCAUUUAUUCAGAGCCGUCAUAGUGAUCAAUUCUGGCCGGCGCUGCUGGAAAAAGCAUAUGCUAAAUUACACGGAUCAUAUGAAGCUCUCAAAUACGGAACGUUAUUAGACGGACUUUCUGAUCUCACUGGUGGUAUUACUGAAAGUAUUGCUAUUCGUCAAGAUCCAACUGGAUGUGGUAGAGCACUUGCUAAGCUUCUUGAUAUGACUUCACUAAUAACUUGUACAGUUAAUAACAAUAAUAACAACCAGCAACAGCAACAGCAAAUACGUACCAGUAAUGAAAAACUCGCUAAUGGAAUUCAAAUGGGUAUUAAUUACAGGCUUUACGCCAUCGAGAGGGUAGAAACAUUCGGAGGCGAAGCGAUACAAUUAGUUAAAUUACGUAACCCCCUAGGACCCGGUGGUGAAUAUAUCGGCGCAUGGGCCCGGGGUAGUCUCGAAUGGGACGAAGUUCCGAUCAUUGAAAGAGAUCGUCUCGCUGUCAGAAAUAUGGCCGAAGGUGAAUUUUGGAUAUCGUACUCAGAUUUUGUAAAAACUUUCACGCAUCUCGAAGUUGUGCAUCUUGAUGCUGAAACCUCAAGAGACGAGCCUUCAUUACACAGCAAACACACCUGGCAAAUGAAACUGUAUCAAGGUAGUUGGAGACGCGGCGUAACUGCCGGUGGAUGUCGAAAUAAUCAAGAAACGUUUCAUAUAAAUCCACAAUUACAUUUAAUUUUGAGUGAAAUGGAGGAAGUAAUUGUGUCCUUGAAUCAACAUUCAAUUAUGGAACCAAAGGUAAUUGGUUUCACGGCGUAUACAUUGCCAAAGAACAGCACGGAGUCAAUAAAUAGACAAUUUUUCAAGAAGAAUAAAUCACUUGUCAAUUCACAAUAUACAAAUAGUAGACAAGUGAGUCAUAGAUGUCUUCUUGAACAAGGCGGAUAUUUACUUAUACCGACAACUUUUGAACCUGGACAGGAAACCAAUUUUACAUUGAGGGUCUACAGCAGUAAACCACUUAAACUUAAGCUACUGGACACUGCCCCGACGUUAAUUAAAUCAGCGAUUGUUAAAGCUCCAGCUUUGGAAGGCAAAGGGUUCUCACAGUACGAAGCGGUAUUUCUUCAAUUAGCUGACGAGCAUAAGACUGUAAAUGCAUUUGAACUUCAAGAGUUACUUGAAGCUUGUCUCCCAAAUGAUUAUAUCAAAAGUUGUGCUUCUAUGGAAGUUUGUCGACAAGUUGUACUUACUAUGGAUAACUCGGGUAGCGGCAGACUUGAAUUUAAUGACUUCAAAGAUCUAAUGUGUAGUUUGAAAUACUGGCAAGCAGCUUUUAAAAAUCAUACAAAAGAAAGAACUGGUAUUCUCAAGGCUGAAAGACUACGUGACGCACUCAUAGAAGUUGGAUUUCAAUUAAAUACCGAAGUAUUAGCUGUUUUAAUUCUUAGAUAUAUGAGAAAAGAUGGAACUUUAAGAUUUGGUGAUUUUGUAUCUGCGAUUUUACAUCUAAGUGAUGCAUUUGCAAUCUUUGAAGGUAAAGAUCCAUUACAAAAUGGUAGUAUUAAAUUAAAUUUGUCUGAGUGGCUUAGAUCAUCAUUAAUGUGUUGAAAUACUUAAGCAAAUAAUACAAGAACAAAAGGAAUAAAAGGCAAUUCAUCUACAACUCAAUUACCGCAUCAUCAAUUAUUCAAAAUCCCAUUCAACAAAAAAAAAAAAAUGUAAAAUAAAAAAGUCGUUGAACAAUUUUUUGCUAAAAAUGUAAAUAAUAAUAAUUAUCAAUUAAUCGAUUAAGAAAUUCUCGCAAG
Molecule: messenger RNA, 2564 nt
Organism: Microplitis demolitor
Lineage: Eukaryota; Metazoa; Arthropoda; Insecta; Hymenoptera; Braconidae
Gene: CalpC
Product: calpain-C
Exons: 13
Coding region: 328-2367 (679 amino acids)
Biological process (GO): proteolysis
Cellular component (GO): cytoplasm
Molecular function (GO): calcium-dependent cysteine-type endopeptidase activity; calcium ion binding
Source: RefSeq, a predicted model, not a curated record